Odontomachus brunneus is the source of this 9416-nucleotide messenger RNA. It is a transcript of the gene bsk, whose product is annotated as stress-activated protein kinase JNK. The record is from RefSeq and is a predicted model, not a curated record. Gene Ontology annotation, cellular component: nucleus; cytoplasm. Gene Ontology annotation, biological process: protein phosphorylation; JNK cascade. Lineage: Eukaryota; Metazoa; Arthropoda; Insecta; Hymenoptera; Formicidae. The transcript has 9 exons. Gene Ontology annotation, molecular function: ATP binding; JUN kinase activity. The coding region runs from base 1149 to 2315 and encodes 388 amino acids.
UCGCGUCAUUCCGUGACGAUGGUGUUGUAGAUUUAAUCCCCGCGUCGACGGAGGACAGUUCGAAGGAGAGACACGUGUCGUUUCCGAUGGAACGUUGCCGACGCAAAAGAAAGUAACUAUCAGCUGAAUCGCAGCAGCUGGUUCGAACGAAAGACUGACCGUUUCGCUGUCAUUACUAGGGGCCAUGGCAAAAACCUAAGCAGUAAGAAAGUCGAUCAAUCACAGUCGAUUAUUUUUGAAACGUUAAAAGAAUAACCGACUGUGAUUGAUGAGUUUGCCUACUACAUGAAGGCAAAUCUAUAAUAAAAAUCAUUGGAGAAUUUUCUAGCCGACGAAUAUCGACAGUUCACAAUAAUUGGCCAUUCUUUCAUUUUAUAUGUGUUAUUUAUAUUUCACAAACUGACAUGUGUUGUUAAAACAUAUGAAAUGUUUUUAGCAAAAUUUACUAUAUUCCUCAGUAAAAUGGACUUACUGACAGUCCGCACAAGAAACAGAAAUAUGAGCAACGUAAGAAACACAAAGUUACAAAAGUACAAGAAAUAUAAGAGAUAAGAGGGGAAAUAUAAAUCUGUUCAAACUCGGUCAACAAUGUCCACGUUUGCUUUGCAUUACGUUUUCGUUAAAAUUCAAAAUGCCACAUAACAGUGGUAUCUCGCGUAUUUCCACGCUCGAUCUGUGUAUCACUGGAAUCGGCAAUAAUGCCUGGUCGCAAUCCGUCGUGCGCAAAGAUUCCCAGGCGAAUUCAAAGUCGGGUGGAACGUAUCGCCGGGUACGGAUCUAUUUUGAAGAGGGAAGAGGAGAGAGUAAACCGCGAUUUCGGGCCGAGCGAACGGUGUCGGAUCGAUCGAUCCCGUGGAAGCAACAGCGGCAGAUACCAUUCGCUGCGGAUGAACGGCACGAGGGCGCCGAGUAAAUCGGGCAAUUCGCCUCGAAACGAGGGGAAACGUCAGGAUUUCGCGGGAGUCGCACGGCAAGAGCGUGGGAGACGAGCGAGGGAGAGGGAGAGAGAACGCAGAACGCCCUUUCCUUGUAAGCCGGCGACGUGAUGUUGGAAAAAUCGACGACGAUUUCAGCCCGUCGUGGUCGCCGUGGUCGUGGUCGUCGUGACAUCGAGACUGGAUCUGAAAGUCACACAAACGGGUAACACGAUGGAGACGAAUCCGACAGAAUCGAGCAAUGAUAGAAGCGGCUAUCGUCAGAGCAUUUUCGGCAACACCGUGUUUUGCAUGCCCGAGAGAUACGUCGAUGUCGUGCCACGUGGCAUCGGCGCUCAGGGUACUGUCUGCGCGGCGUACGACACUGUCACUGCGCAGAAUGUGGCGAUCAAGAAGCUGUCCAGACCUUUUCAAAACGUAACGCAUGCGAAGAGGGCCUACAGAGAAUUCAAGCUGAUGAAGCUGGUCAAUCACAAAAACAUUAUCGGUCUCCUGAACGCAUUCACGCCGCAGCGAUCCCUGGACGAGUUUCAAGACGUAUACCUGGUGAUGGAGCUUAUGGACGCGAAUCUGUGCCAGGUGAUCCAGAUGGAUCUGGAUCACGAGCGGAUGUCCUACCUCCUCUACCAGAUGCUGUGCGGCAUCAAGCACUUGCACUCCGCCGGCAUUAUUCAUAGGGAUUUAAAGCCGAGCAACAUUGUCGUGAAGUCGGAUUGCACGCUGAAGAUCCUCGACUUCGGCUUGGCGAGAACCGCCGGCACCACAUUCAUGAUGACACCCUACGUCGUCACCCGAUAUUAUCGGGCGCCAGAGGUGAUCCUCGGCAUGGGAUACAAGGAGAACGUGGAUAUCUGGUCGGUGGGCUGUAUCAUGGGCGAGAUGAUACGGGGCGGAGUGCUCUUCCCGGGCACGGAUCACAUCGAUCAGUGGAACAAAAUAAUCGAGCAACUAGGCACUCCGGCGCAGGAAUUCAUGCAGCGGCUGCAACCUACUGUCAGGAAUUAUGUGGAGAAUAGGCCGCGAUAUCCGGGCUACCCCUUCGAAAGGCUAUUUCCGGACGUGCUGUUCCCCUCGGACUCGUCGGAGCACAAUAGAUUAAAAGCGAGCCAAGCCAGGGAUCUAUUGUCGCGCAUGCUCGUCAUCGACCCGGAGCGACGCAUUUCCGUCGACGAGGCGUUGCUGCACAAUUACAUAAAUGUCUGGUACGACGAGGGAGAAGUUAAUGCUCCCGCGCCAGGACCGUAUGAUCACAGCGUGGACGAGAGGGAGCACACAGUGGAUCAGUGGAAGGAGCUGAUCUACCAAGAAGUCAUGGAGUACGAGACAAGCCACAAUCCCGCGGCGGUAGCUGCGUCGUCAGAGAGCUCUGGAAGCCGGUAGAUACAGCGGAGCCCAUCAGACUCCUUCUCGUCGAGGAAACAUCCCGACAGUCUGACUUACCGCGUCGACAUUGCCGGAGCAUGAGAGGGAGAGAAAGUGAGAGAAAGAAAGAAAGAAAGAGAGAAGGGCCCAAAGGAAGGAAAGAAGGAAAGUGCGUCGACGUCCACGGGAUAUCGGGCGAUACCGAUCUCCCUCUGGCCUCUCCUUCGAAGAAGAACCGCGUACGGAGCAAUGGAAAAGGCGGAAUGUGAGAGAAGAAGCUCACUCUAUCGAGCGUCGCCAGUCUCGGGAAAUCGCGGAGGGCUUCCUCGGGCAGUGCGCGCGUGACCGGAGCAGCACGACAGAUUGAAACGGAUCUCGGAGACGUCGUCGCUACGUAGACGAGAAGCGCGUUCACUCGCUCGCUCGCUCGCUCACUCACUCACCGACUCACUCAUUCGCCUGCUCACUCGCGCGUUCAUCGCACUCGAUCUCCGCUUGAGAGAUCUUCUUUCUCUUCUCUUCCCUCACUUCGCCGGCCAACCUUCGCUGAGAAGCAGAAUCCGAAGCAGUUCCCCGCAACGAGAGCUAGAAAGAGAGACAGAACGCCCCUUUUUUUUGCGGAGGCUAACCGCUGUGCAGUGCUCGGGACAUCCUCUUAGCUCUUUUUCGUACAUUUCAUACAAGGGCGCGGAAGUCAGGAAAGAAGAAGAAUCGCGCAGUAGGGAGGCGGGAAGAAGAAGAAAAAGAAGAAGUGGUCGUGCGUCCAGGAAGAGCAUUCCUUUCUCCUGGAUAUCCUUCCGUGGCACGUAAUACGCGCGCAACGCGUCGGUGGCGAGUUGCUUUCGGAGAGAAGAGGAUCAGAGGGAGCGAGCGAUCGAACUGCCGUUGGACGAAGUUAUCGUUGCAAGUUGUCGUCCCCUCAACUACUGCCAACCUGGGUUGGACGAGGCUCUCUCUUAUCCUCUCGAUUCGUCUCUUCGAUCGACAAACGCGCUUCCCGAACAUCUCCGGCGACACACCCUCCUCUCCCAAAAGCCCCUGUCUUACGACACGAUAUUUCUACCUCAGUCCCUUCACUGCGUCUGCUUGACUCUCUUCUUUAGUACGAGUGCCCUUAUUCGCUGUUCGAUUUGAAGAAGCUGUGUAACCGUCGGUGGCCACUUACGAAUGGUUGUUCCCGAUCCCCCCGUUGUUCGGCAAUCGGACACCGCUCUCACACAGCACAUCUUAUAGCAAUAAAGUUAACGUGGUAGUGCAGAGAAUCAAGUUAGAAAUAUCGUGCCUCGGAUGAGGCUUUCUCCAAAUCUUAUCAUCGUCGGAGCUGGACCGUCCCUUCAAUUCUCAUAUCCCGUUUUCGAUACCGAGUGUUAAAGACGUUUGACGACGUUCGGGAUGUAAAGUAAGGAGGACUGAUGAAAAGCACUGUCGAUCUCGCAAAUCGACGGCCGACCGUCGUCACCGAGGGGAGAAUCGAUCGAGCGCAUUUAUCGUUUGCGCGCGGACAACAUAUAUACAUAUAUUUUUCGUACCAUUGUUAAGCACGGGAACACAUACUUCUCUCUCAAUCACAUAUAUAUUAUAACUCAAUGCGACUAUCCUACGACUUUCGGGUAUGGUGUCACGGUACAAAGACCACGUAAGGGGAUAAGGAGAAAUUUAUCACAGAGCUUAUAGUCGCUCGAUCGUAGCCCGUCGGUCGCGGCGGUCGACCGCCGGGACGCGGACGAUCCGUUGAAAUUCGAACGUUUCGCUGAAGCCACAGAUCGCUUCGAGCGAGGGGAAAAAGUGAGUUUGGUACAUAUAUAAAUAUAUAUAUUAUAUAUAUGUGUGUACAUUAAUUUGUGAACCGCGCACGGUUCUCUACGUACGAGACGCGUGUCGCGCCCUCUGUGAGCGCGCUCGCGAACAACGCAGGGGAAGCCGAAGCCGUACGCUUGCAAAUGUCGAGUCUCGAGUCGUUGUGAAACGAUCGACGAGGUGUGAGAUUUUUGUACAUAAAAAUUCCCGCAAGAAUAAAAAAGAAACGAAAGAGUGAAAGGAAGAAACGCGCUGGACGUGCCAGAACGCCGCGAACGAGAGAGUGUCUGCGCGAUCUCUCGCGACAUACCGAUUCUUUUCGUCUCCGCUCUGUGCGCUUUCAUCUCAAUCAGUGCCAGUAACGGAUGCAAUCGAGUACAUGUUAUUCGUAUCAUUUCGUAGAAUCAUUGAGGGAUCGGCGAACGUGCUGCUUAAUUUCAAUCGAGUCGCCAAAAAAAGGGAGAGGAGAGAGAAAGAGAGAGAGGUAGGUAGAGAAAGAAAAAAAGAAAGGAAUCAGUGCAAUGUCACAACGAUCGAUCAUAGUAACGUUGCGCCAAGUACUCUCCGCGAUCCCGCAAUUACCGAUUAUAUUCUUAGCUGAGGUAGUAAGUAGUAGCGUUAAUCGAUACUUGUAUCAUCUUCUCGUGCAAUGUCGCGUGCGGCGCGCUUCGCACGACGAGCGGCGACUCGCUCACGGUGCUCUUAACCAGCAAUCUCUUGCAAUCGGCGAAAGAAACAGAGCGAUUCGAGUGGCGCGAAUCGAUGCAAUAAGUCGCGGUGGGCGGACAUAAAUAUAUCCACUAUAAUCGAUCGCAAGCACGUUAAGAAGCGGCGGCGUUAAGAGGAGACGAUUUCGCACUUAAAUUCGUUUCGCGAAGACACAAAUCCUCGAGAGGACGUUUAAGUGAAUUUUUAUUCCCUUCGGAUCGUGUGUGUUUCGUAUUGCGAUAGAGAAUAGGUGCAGUUAAUAAGGAGAUUGAGGAGGGGAAUGGGCGGAGGGGGGAAGAUGGAAGUGAGGCAGGUGGACAUAUACGGGGGUGGGUGAGAGGAGCGGUGUUGGUUCUUCGACGGAAACGCGAAGCGGCGACAGUCGUGAUUAAUGGACCGAGCGAGGGUGGGGCCGGGCUGGUAAGAUCGACGAUGCUGACGACGUUGACGAUGAUAAUGACGUUGACGUAACGACGACGACGACGACGACGGCCACGACUACGACGACGAUUCAGUUGUCGUGUUAUACGAUAUGUAAUUAUAUUUAUUACGCGAAUCGACGCGAGGAGAGAAGGAGGAACUUAUUACAAAAAUACCCAAUCGACGAAGUGGUGAUGAAUAAUUGUAUAAUGUAAACGUUAAAAUUUUUAUUUUCCACGACGAUAGUUAUGUGAAUAUAUUGCUACAGUCCGAUCCAAAUAUAAUCAAGCUUUUGUAACACUAAUUAUAAUAAAAGUCUAAUGAUGAUACUGCUAAUCACGUAAUUGUAUCGCACACACGGUAAUUAAACGAAAGAGAGAAAGAGGGGGAGGGAAAAGAAAGAGAGAGAGAGAAGAAAAAGGGAAGAAGGAAAAAAGAGAUAAAGAAGAGAAAGAAGUACGAGCUACAAGCGAGUCUCGUUUUUCGCGUGCACGCAGGAGAACAGUACGCCAAAAAUCUUUACAAAUUCAAGCCGAGUUGCCACCAUUGGUCCCGUUAAGCAAACGACUCGUCGCUGUUCCUUUUCCCCAGAGUCACAUUUCUCUCGCCUAUUGGCCGUGUAUAAUGUUACGGAGAAGCGCAUAAUUGCGUGAACGAGCUUCUGUCCGACACAAAAAAUUCACAGCACGGGCAUCCUCGCCGAUACUGGAACGUCCUCCUUUAAGCGCACGACCCUUUUGCCGCGCUAUUCCUUAUGCUACGCGCGAAGAAUACUGUCAUGUGUAUCUACAGAGUAUUUUGCAAUAACAUGUGUUUUCUAACAAAAGAGAAAAAACAAUCACAAGAUGGCCCGCGAUCAUCACCGGCGUUCUAAUGUGUCUUCACCCCUGCGAAAGUGCGCGGAUCGUGAGAGGAUCGCUCGGUGAAGCCGAGUUCCCGAUUUUAGAGGUCGGCAGUUGGUCUGCUAAACGAUUGAAUUCGAGACCUUUGGACUAUUUUUUACCAAAUCUUUUUCAACAAGGGAUCACACAUCCGCCUGAUAAUCUGCCCUCGCACGGCGUGAUGAUAGCGCGUCUCGUUCGGAGUUCUGAAACUCUCAAACCGCCCUGCGAUCUCGAACAUGGGGAACGUGAUUUCCCGGAAUCAAGGAUCCCCGACCGCCUCUUCACGAUUCGUCGUACCUCUCCUUUUGCCUCUCUUCAGAAAACGGCAUUUUGUUGCACCUUCGACCGCUCGAGAGAGAUUCUUCGCCAAGCCAUUUCCAAUUUCGUUCCACACGCGUCAUCCCGCAUACCUAAGAACGAAUAACGCAUAACGCAUAAUGAGAUAUUUUGUGAUCCUCGUCACACAUUACACGCCAAUUUACGCAUAUAUACACACACAUACACACAGGCGCACUUUCUCACACACAUACACGCGUUAAGUAAAGUCAAUUAUAUUUAAUCAGCGGACGAUACUUAGCAGUUAUAAAGCGUACCCAGAUAUAUCUCUUGGGCAUUGCACCUGCACAACAGGGUAUUUUUGCGGCCCUUCGUGCGUGUAUUCACAGGGUGUCUCGUUGAAUUUAAGCGAAACAAGAGGAAAAAACCAAGAAAAACUCUGAAAAAAGUUGUAGCUGUUCCAGAGUGCAGAAUAUGAACGCAGUGGGAGAGAGAGAGAGAGAGAGAGAGAGAGAGAGAGAGAGGGAGAGAGUGAGCGAUGAGAGAAAGACAACGAAUGAGAGGAAGGGAUCGAAAGGGAAAAAGAAAGAGAUACAACUAUUUUUCCAUUUGCAAGCCAUUGCUGCAAGCCUUUUUCUUCGCACAGUGAGCGCGCUGAAGGACUCGGUGAACCGUGAUUCCUUGAAAUUUCGUCCAGCUCCUUGAGCCAGCACAAUCUUUAAAUCACUUUCGAGACGCUGAAUCGCUUGCGACGUUUCUUUCCCGUCUGCGAUACGAGAGAGAAAGAAUUAGAAGAAAGAAAGGAAGAAGGGAGGGAGGAAGACAGAGAAGGUGAACCGAAAAUUUUGUAAUACCGUAUUCGCGCUGCGAUAAUCUCCCCGCGAUAUUUGUACCUAACGCAAUCAGAAUUUCUAAAGAUUUUUGGAUAUACGCCAUAAGAGCGGGUGUGCGAGAGAGUGAGAGGGAGAGAGUGAAAGUGAGAAAGCGAGCGAGAGAGAGAGAGAGAGAGAGAGAGAGAGAGGUGAUAAUUAAAUUUCUGCGAACGCGCGAGGUUGCCCGGUUUCGGAAACGUUAUCACAUUUAUCAAAGCGAAAGAGACGCGGCCCGGAUCACAUGGAGGACGUCCUCAUUGCAACACACUGUGUGUGUGUGUACACACGCAGCAGCAGCAGCAGCAGUAACAUACAGAGAGACAGAUAUACGUAAUUUCACACACACACACACAUACACACACUCCACACUCACGGAUACUCGCCCAUACAUAAACACACACAUACACACACGUACCGUAGUUGUGGCAGCUCGUACUACGUUCUUCUCGUUUCCAUAGUUAAAGCAAACGUAGCGGAUAAUAAACGGUAGCGUAACGAUAACGAGUAAAAUAAACGAUAACGAUACUAAUAAAUAGUAAAGGAUAAUAAUAAAACCAAGUAAAAUGUUAUUCGCAGAGUCGUAGUGAAAGAAAGACAGGAAGAAAGAGAAAGCAGGAAAGAGAGAGAGAGAGGGAAGAGUUUUGCGGGAGGAUCUGUGGUAUAUCUCGUAAAAUCGCUGCGACUCCCCGGUACCUUUAGAUAAUCGAUGCAGCAAUCGGUCAAAUUAUCUUAACUCACUUCCGAAUACGUAGAACAUGACUGUAUACGACGAUUGUUAAUCCGAUGAAUGCACUCGGAACGCGCAAUAUCGGCGAGGCAAACGAAAGGCAAAAUAAAGGAAAUAAGAGAGAAACUUUCUUUACGAUAUCGUCAAGCGAGAGAAAAAACGAGCAAAGAAUAACGGAUACCUUUCAGUCAUGUGCCUUUGACACCUUUUUGAAAGAGAACCAUAUUCUGCCGAGGUCGGCAGAAGAUGUAAAAGAUAAGAAUAAGGAUAUAAACGGGAACGAUUUAGUAAUUUACAUAUCAAUUAACAAUUUUUAUCAUCUCGUUGAUAAAUCAAAUAUAAUGUAUGACGCGAUUAUCGUCACUUAACCGUAGAUCUUCUUUAUUUCGUCCAAAGCUCAUUAUAUUUUCGCGAGACGGAAGAGAGACGAAACUCUGUUACUGUUAAAAUAACCGUUAUCGUCAGAUGCCGUUAUUUUAACGAAUUAUUAUUACUUUUAAUAAGUAAUAAACAAACUAUCGAUGCACAACGUGAGAGUAAAGAAUUAGGAACAGUUAUUGAGAAGGAACGCUUCAACGUUGUGGAUGUUCUAUUUUUGAUAGUUAUCAAACGCAACGAAUCGUGACUCCUGUUUCCUGUUUUCCUUGGUUUUUUAUACUACAAAUUAUCUUGUCCUCCUUGUAUGUAACUUAUUAUAUAAUUCGCAUAAUGAUCCUUGAUUCUUGUCUUGUCAUAUCCUUGAUUCUUGUCUCUCUCACAUUCUGACCUCGCUCGUUUAACGCAUCAUUCGAAAGACAGAGAGGCGACCAAGCGAGAUCCCGUAUUGCGCGUUCACAGCAGGAUCGAGUUUUUAACUCGUGGUGAUCCCGGCGACGUCCUGACAGCCGCAAUCGCUUCCGAAACCAGGGGAAAUCGACCCUAAUAUACAAUAUAUAUAGAAUCUAGAAUAUAAAAUGAAGAAACUACAAGAUAUAGAAGAGAACCCGGCUGAGAAAUAGAGUGAAACAUACCGGUGGUUAGACGUAUCGUAAAGACGAUAAGCGAUCUUUUCUUAGGGGGGAAAUGAUGAUUAAUCGAUAAAUCGGUAAAUAAACAAAGAAUAAAACGAGAGUAACGUAAACGAUAAUUCUUCUUCUUUAGCGCAGUAAGAGGGCGACUAAAAAAAGAAUAUACAAAAGCGGGGAAUAUUUUGAAUGACGACGCGAAUCGAGCGGAGCUCGGGCAGGGGACGGGACGGGGAGCGGGAGGGAAGAGAGAUUAAUGAAGAAACAAAAUAAUAAUGUCCAUGUUGCUAAACUUAGCAGUGAGGUAGAUCGCGUAUAGGCGACGUCUUAGUUUAAAAAAUUAGUCCUUAGUACAGUGAGAAAGGGAGAGCGAAAGUGCGAGAGAGCGAGAAAGAAAAAGGGGGAGAAAGGGAAGAACACACAUCUGUACA